Molecule: messenger RNA, 6955 nt
Organism: Porites lobata
Lineage: Eukaryota; Metazoa; Cnidaria; Anthozoa; Scleractinia; Poritidae
Source: the annotation of a GenBank genome assembly
AUGUCUAACAAUACAACUUGCUUUCCACUGAAUAACAUUUCAAGCCCUUGUGGGUCGACGAACGAAAGCAAAAAUCGUAUUCCUUACGCUCAUGCUGCGAUUCUUCCGAGUACUAUCAUUAUCGCUAUAUUGUCGCCAAUUGCGGUGGCUGGUAAUUCAUUGGUUUUAGCAGCAAUAUCGAAGCGCUCUUUUCAAAGAUCGCCGUUUCAUGUCCUUCUGAGUGGAAUGGUUGUAACUGACCUUUGCACGGGACUCAUUGCCCAGCCGUUCAUCGUCGCAACUAAUUUACUGUACCUGACAAAACCAACAUUCGUGAUAAAGCAGCCACGGCUUUUUCUCGCCAUCAAAACAACUGGAGACGCAAGUGCCACAUAUUCGAUAGCCUUCAACUUGUUAAUCAUAAAACUCAUGUCUGUUGAGCGAUGGCUGCAUAUGUCUCGCCGAUCCUUGGUGAUAUCCCGUCGAGGACGUUUUACUGCCGUAACUUGUUUUCUUCUUCCAAUUCCAGCAGUUGUAUUUCGUUCCAUGGAAACUCUUGAACCAGGAACAGGUCAACGACUGUUAAACAUGACGAUUGUUGUGUCCAUGUUUGUUUGUUUUCUAAUCACAUUUGUUUCUUAUGUUAACGUUUUUCGUCUCAUUCUACGCCACCAACAACAGAUUCAAGUCACUGAAAACUUUGGUCAACCUGCGAUAAACUUAGCAAAGUACAAAAAAUCCGUGUUCACCAUCUUGAUUAUUCUGGCCUUCUAUUGCAUUUGUUUCCUUCCUAUUACUUUCUCACUUUCAAUCCAUUUUCAAGUCGGUGAUAGUUCUAAAAUGGCAUUGGCUACAAGUAUAUCGUUCGUGUUCUUAUUUUUAUCUCCUUCGUUAAGUCCAAUCCUGUACUUAUGUAGAAUGAAUGAUGUUCGUGCUGGGCUAAAAAUAUUACUUUCGUCUGGUAGGGGAUAAUGCCAGGUCUAACUCUGUCUCAGUAGUCAAAAGAAAAUUCAUAAUUCGGGUUAGAAUGUUAAUCUAUUACAAAGUUCUUGUACGUUAAGUUUCGGGAUUAAAGAGAUACUUUUGAAAAUUUUCAGAGUGUAAAAGAAUUUGUGGGUAAAGGCUUUCUCAAUGUGAUCCUAAAAUCUUGCAAUCUAAGGAGGGUGUUAAUUCUUGGAAGUUGUCAGGAAAUGCAUUUAUCUAUCCAUCCAGUUGUGAGGAAUUAGAUAGGUGAUUUAAUCAGUAAGAAAAGGGGAAGUAUUUUCAAUGAACAAUAAUGACCGCAAAUAAAAUUGCUCUUUAAUAGCCUAGUUUGAAAUUAUUAAAAUGAUAUUUAAUUCUCCAAAGUAAAAGUUAGUCUGACACGUAGGCAUAAACAAUCCAGUGAUAAUUCUUGUCGCCCUUCAAACCAAGGGCGAAAACCGAUCCGCAUAAGAAUGGUGCAAAGAUGUACCAACAGAAAAUUAAACCGUUCAAUUUCAGCUUAAGGUACGUGACAGGUACACAAGCUUGAUUGAUUCGUGGAAAAGAGUGGCUGACACUGAGAGCAUGCCCAUGUAUUCGUGAAAUUGAGCGCUGAAAGUUCAGUGACAAAAGUUUCAUUGCCGUCGAUCUAGUUUUCCUAAGCUUUUCUUGGUGGUUUAGAUGGGAAACUCUCAGGCCGAAAUACUCCACUUGGGCAUGGAGACAAAUUUCAACUUUCCUAAUUGACCUUUAUACGUGCCUGUCUUAUUAUAAAUGGGGAUUUGUUUUUCUUUGUCCAGGAAAGACUCGCCAAUUUUGUUUCUCUGAAAAGAAAAAGUUGUAACAAAACGCGUUCUGCGUAAGUGGGAACACCUUUUACCUUGUCAAGAAAAAAAUUGUCAAGUUUUUCAUAUUAAUCUAGCAAUUUUCCCUGAAAGUAAAAAGAAAAAAAAUCUUGCUUGUGAAAACGAAGCUUAAAAUUAAUGACGGGUCAACUCGAGGUUAGUCACAAAUCCGUCUUAAAACUAUGCAUGAUGAACACAUUCUCGGUUUUCAUAUGACGUCACCAACAUUCAAACUUAUCGAUUCUUCCGAGUUUCUACUUUCGUGAGUUAUUACAGUAGCUUAACACUUUCUUUAUUCAUACAAAAUUUUUUGUUCGAAAGGGCUCUUCAUUUUGCGCGAGAGGACUCUGGAGGCUAGGAAAGCUCUUAAUGUGGGUUGAAAAAGUUAGCAACUUUCAGAGAUUUUGGUAUCGUAACAUUCCUUGUCUCAGAAUAAAUGUUACUUUUACCUUUAUGAGUUCAUCAAGCGAUGAAUUAACGCAUUUGCAGAAACACUCCAAGACAGCUGUUUCUGUUGGUUUUCGGCGGCCAUAUUUGUGCCCCUCAAAAAGGCACCAACAUAGCGUCUCCAUACAAAGCCUUAUAUAUUGAGUAAAACGUUUUUCCGAAUAUCUUGCACAAAUGUCGCGCAACAACUUACAACAACUUUACUUCAUUUCAAAACCCUUGUUAUACAAUAGAAUAGAACACAACCCGCAAGUAGCAAAGGCUCUCGAGGCGGGUUGUGUAAAGAUACAUGUAAAUAAAUAAAUAAUACAUUAAUUAAGGUGGCUCGAUACAGUUUUUCAGGGCCAAUACCUUCCAAGUUUGAUCAUAAACUACGUCGCCAUAAACAAAGUUUUGGAAAAAUUGCCACCACAUUUGUAUUAGAUUAAGAUGAAAAUUUGUUAUGAUCAAGGUUGCAAUGACAUCGGAGUUGUCAUAGCAACGAAAUGACGCUAUUACCUAUUUUACUUACAGGAGUAUAUCUCGGCGCUGGGAACUCUUCUUCCAAAAUCAUUUAAGGAAGCUUUUCCCUCCAAUAGCCGCCUCGAUGUUCCUGAAGUUUAAGCCAAAUCUGUAACAGCGUUAUCGAGAUAUUUUGGGAUAAAGAUUUUGUUGUAUCAAUAGCAAUGAUAUAUAGAUUUUUGGGUGGGUGGUUUACCACAUUUUCUUACCCAUGGUGCUCCGCUGCGCGCGCUUCGCGCGCAAGAGCUGCGCUAUCAAUCUUUUAAAAAUUGUGAGUGGAAGAUCAUGAUUAGUAUGUAUCGAGGCGCUCUUGUCAGCGGUUUUUUAAUAUUUUGGUCUACUUUAACAAAUUGGUAAAUAAUUUUUAAACCGCUCGAUAUAUAUUUUUUUACAAAUUUAAGAUUCUUGAGAUUAACCUUCCUUUUAUAUGAUCUUCUAGUUUCAAGGUUAUUGCUAUAUUGUAAGGCAGUAAAAUACCCUUACAAGGGUUUAAAAAUAAUGAAAUAUCCUAACAUCAUGACCCCAAAAGGCGGUCACGGUCGCUUAUGACGCAGGCGUCCGUACAUGGAGGUUCGAUUAUAUUAAGCAUAUUUUUUUUCUUUGGUAAAUCUCGGUAAUUGAAAAAAAUCUAAAGAGUCACGCACUAUUAUCACUUAAAAAAAUUAAUUACUCGACGUGUGUUUAUACCGAGAGCAUGAAGUUGUGGUUUCUGAGCAAGAGCAAGUAUUCUGGUUACAGUAAGAUACAUGUAAAUAAAUAAAUAAUACAUUAAUUAAGGUGGCUCGAUACAGUUUUUCAGGGCCAAUACCUUCCAAGUUUGAUCAUAAACUACGUCGCCAUAAACAAAGUUUUGGAAAAAUUGCCACCACAUUUGUAUUAGAUUAAAAUGAAAUUUGUUAUGAUCAAGGUUGCAAUGACAUCGGAGUUGUCAUAGCAACGAAAUGACGCUAUUACCUAUUUUACUUACAGGAGUAUAUCUCGGCGCUUGGAACUCUUCUUCCAAAAUCAUUUACGGAAGCUUUUUCCUCCAAUAGCCGCCUCGAUGUUCCUGAAGUUUAAGCCAAAUCUGUAACAGCGUUAUCGAGAUAUUUUGGGAUAAAGAUUUUGUUGUAUCAAUAGCAAUGAUAUAUAGAUUUAGCCAGGGCUAAAAGCGAAGCUGUCGAUAAUAUUUAUAUUUUGUUCAAACAAAAUAUAAAAUCGUGUAAUGCUUAGCGGCGAAGGCAACGCCGGAGAACGGUGAAAAACUGAACAAAGGUCCAAUUAGCAAAAAAGGAACUUUGCACGUGCAGCACACUUUUUUUGUACAUUUCUUUGCCGUUCUUUUGUACGACUGCAACGUGAAACUUCCAGAAACUUCUUAGUUACACGUUUUAUGGAUUGAAUACGUUUUCUCGUUCACUUUUUUUUCACUGCCGCUCACUUUCACCUUGCAUUGGUGGCCGCUAGCAUUUCUCUUUUUGCCACCACCGCUACAAAAUUGUCAUGUUGUUCUUCCAACAAAAAAAUGUCUCCUUUGUUUUUAACCUCUCGCUCUAGAUCUCUGUCGCCCUUUAUCACGUUAACGUUGAGAUUCGCUGGCCUGCCACCUACUUUCUCUUUUUCUCUGUCUUUCUCUUGCUCUAAAUUCCAAAUAUGUGGACAUGACAAUUAAUCUAAGCUUAAUGCUUUAGAAAACACGGAUACAGAAACAAUUUCCGCUUUCCGUUUUCGUCUUUAUUGACUCUUUAAUUGUCUCUGCUUCACGAUUUCCCGUCAAAAUAACCUCGAGUUAUAUUUGGGUUGCCAUACCUGUUGAAUGAGUUAUUUUACAUUGGUAUGACUGUGGUGCGGACGGACAGUCGGGCGGUCGGUCGGUGUACGGUCACGUGAUUACCAAAUUUUCUCGGAUGGGUGGGUGGUUUACCACAUUUUCUUACCCAUGGUGCUCCGCUGCGCGCGCUUCGCGCGCAAGAGCUGCGCUAUCAAUCUUUUAAAAAUUGUGAGUGGAAGAUCAUGAUUAGUAUGUAUCGAGGCGCUCUUGUCAGCGGUUUUUUAAUAUUUUGGUCUACUUUAACAAAUUGGUAAAUAAUUUUUAAACCGCUCGAUAUAUAUUUUUUUACAAAUUUAAGAUUCUUGAGAUUAACCUUCCUUUUAUAUGAUCUUCUAGUUUCAAGGUUAUUGCUAUAUUGUAAGGCAGUAAAAUACCCUUACAAGGGUUUAAAAAUAAUGAAAUAUCCUAACAUCAUGACCCCAAAAGGCGGUCACGGUCGCUUAUGACGCAGGCGUCCGCACAUGGAGGUUCGAUUAUAUUAAGCAUAUUUUUUUUCUUUGGUAAAUCUCGGUAAUUGAAAAAAAUCUAAAGAGUCACGGACUAUUAUCACUUAAAAAAAUUAAUUACUCGACGUGUGUUUAUACCGAGAGCAUGAAGUUGUGGUUUCUGAGCAAGAGCAAGUAUUCUCGUUACAGUGAUCAUUAAAUUUAUAUAAUUAUAAUGUUAGCAGUUCGUGUAAGAUAUUCAGUAAUUAGUUUUAUUAUCUGUCUUUGAACGUGCAAUAUCUUUUUAAUGAAGUUUUUCUUUAGGGCAAUCUUCUUGUGAACAUUUGUUUGUACCACUUCCAAAAAUUACAAUUACCCAUAUCAAGCAAAGUCAGUUGAAUUCAUUAAGCCAGCCGAUAUCAUCAACUGAACAAAGAAUCAAACAAACCUAGAAUGGCAAAUAUCAAUUUGUGGAAUUAAAAAGCAGGAUUUAUUUUGUUGUAACCUGCUCUUUCUCUCAAUAUGAAAGGGGUGGUCCUUUAUUUUCUUUUUCUUUCCUUUCUUAGGCCAUAGUUAAUAGAUUCGAAUGAUUGUGAAAUCCUUCAUACUCCUUUGUUAUAGGUUUUUAUGGACCUGAAGAUGCACAACAUUAUAAGCAUUCCUACCAUUUUGAUCGCAUUGACCAAUAAAAACGUCGCAUUAAUUUAUUCCAUCACAAACAAAGGAUUGCGCACCGUCAGGGAGCUUCCAAUAUAAACUGCAUCACUGUUGUUUUUACAUUUGAUGUUUUUUGUCUUUCAUAACCAGUCUCCUCCAAUAACUAUGCUGAAUUUACUCUUUGAGUCUUUGUGCCUACCUCUGCUUUUUUCUUUCUUCAAAAGAGUUCCGCUUCUCAUAUUAAUCUUUAGUCAGAGGCUUCCGUAUCCGUCAAAUCCAUCAACCAAAAGAUAAGCUGCUUUUUAUUGAAAAGGGAAUUCAACUGCCUACGGGAGUACAACGUAUACUAUAUUUCUCUACGCCGUUUUAAGGAAGAAAAUAUGGUUCUCGACCCCCAAGGGGCAUGGCCAAGUGCAUGCAAUGGCAGCAUCAACCAACACCACUGCUUCCAAUUAAUUAUAAGGUAGUCUAUGUGUGUGCUUUUUUUUUCCUAAUUAAUUUGUCUUUUGUUAAAGGAGAUGACACAAAAUUCAGGUAGAAUAAAAUAAGAAGAAACGUAUUGUCAGUAAAGCAAAUGUCAAAUCUUUCUUCUCUUUUUCUAAUAGACGCUAUGUGUAUAAAUGUUUGGUACUGUUAGAAUUGAAUACUAACCAUUCAAUCAAGUGCUUAAAAAAGAAAGAUAAAUUUAGACUGCCUUUUUUCAGUUUUAGUUAUCGCGCUAGGGCUUUCUUCGCAAUGAAUGAGUACAAAGCAAAGGCAAUAUUGGUGCUUUUCCAGCAGCUGCCAAGUCACGGAUUUAUCAUUAAUCCUGAUAAAGAACAAAAAAGAGAAGAUUGCAUUUGGUCCUUUAUUUUUAGCUGAAAAAACUAGAGUACGACCAACAACACAUCAUCUGGAGGGAAACUUACAGCCGUAACUGCAGCUUUUACAUGGACAGCUUUUCCUACUCCAUCAUUAUCGCUGUUUUAUGUCCAGUUGCAGUGGUCGGAAAUGCUCUAAUUUUGGCUGCGAUUUGGAAAAAGACAUUUAAAAGAACUCCUUUCCAUCUUCUUCUGAGUGCAUUAGCAAUCACUGAUUUGUGUACGGGAGUAAUAGCCCAACCUCUUACUGUUGCAGCCAAUCUUUUGCAAAUUGCAUCGGACUGCAAAUCAUAUUCACAUUGCAGAAACAGACCAAUGAUUACUGAAGUAAUUGAUGCACUUAGUAAUACCAGUGCCACGUAUUUCUUUUCUGUCACAGCUCUUUUUACAUCACUAAUGGCAGUUGAGAGAUGGUUACACAUGACAAGGCGAUCCAAGUUGACAUCACGUUGUAGAUACACUGUAGUU